AUGAGCCAGAACCGGCCAUCGGCCUUUUCCUCGCUAAGAAUGGGUGAAGUUAUCCGCGAAAAGGUCCAAGACGGCUUGACCGGCGACUACAAGGACCUCGCCUACACGCAAUGCAAGAUCGUUGGCAACGGCUCCUUUGGUGUCGUCUUCCAGACCAAGCUGUCGCCUAGUGGUGAGGAUGCCGCCAUCAAACGAGUUCUCCAGGACAAGCGCUUCAAGAACCGUGAACUCCAGAUUAUGCGCAUUGUCCGACAUCCCAACAUUGUCGAACUCAAGGCCUUCUUCUACAACAAUGGCGAGCGGCCACAGAAGGACGAGGUGUACCUGAACCUUGUGCUCGAGUUCGUUCCAGAGACCGUCUAUCGCGCCUCUCGCUACUUCAACAAGAUGAAGUCGGUCAUGCCUAUUCUCGAAGUCAAGCUCUACAUUUACCAGCUUUUCCGCUCGCUUGCCUACAUCCACUCGCAGGGUAUUUGCCAUCGGGACAUCAAGCCUCAGAACCUGCUGCUAGACCCCUCGACUGGCGUGCUAAAGCUGUGCGAUUUUGGAAGUGCAAAGAUCCUGGUCGAAAACGAGCCCAACGUGUCGUACAUUUGUUCCAGGUACUACCGUGCCCCUGAGUUGAUUUUCGGAGCCACAAACUACACGACCAAGAUUGAUGUCUGGUCUACAGGUUGCGUCAUGGCAGAGCUGAUGCUCGGACAGCCGCUUUUCCCAGGCGAGUCGGGCAUUGACCAGCUGGUAGAGAUCAUCAAGGUGCUGGGAACACCCACCCGCGAUCAGAUCCGCACCAUGAACCCCAACUACAUGGAGCACAAGUUCCCACAAAUCAAGCCUCACCCUUUCAGCAAGGUUUUCCGCAAGGCGGACCCUAGCGCCAUCGAUUUGAUCUCCAAGUUGCUCGAGUACACUCCUACACAACGUCUCUCGGCCAUCGAUGCCAUGGUCCACCCAUUCUUUGACGAGCUGAGGGAUCCCAACACACGCCUGCCAGACUCGCGUCACCCCAACGGGGCCACCCGCGAUCUGCCAGAGUUGUACAAUUUCACCCAUCAUGAACUCUCCAUUGCCCCUCACCUCAACAGCCAGCUCAUACCGCCGCACCACCGCGCGACACUGGCUGCCCGUGGCCUUGACUUCGAAUCGCCCAGCUUCAAGCCAUUAACCAAGGAUCAGAUGAUGGCCAGGUUGGAUUAA
Molecule: messenger RNA, 1197 nt
Organism: Bipolaris maydis ATCC 48331
Lineage: Eukaryota; Fungi; Ascomycota; Dothideomycetes; Pleosporales; Pleosporaceae
Product: kinase-like domain-containing protein
Biological process (GO): protein phosphorylation; signal transduction
Cellular component (GO): cytoplasm
Molecular function (GO): ATP binding; protein serine/threonine/tyrosine kinase activity; protein serine/threonine kinase activity
Source: RefSeq, a predicted model, not a curated record